Molecule: messenger RNA, 2373 nt
Organism: Engraulis encrasicolus (European anchovy)
Lineage: Eukaryota; Metazoa; Chordata; Actinopteri; Clupeiformes; Engraulidae
Gene: epx
Product: eosinophil peroxidase
Exons: 12
Coding region: 64-2373 (769 amino acids)
Biological process (GO): response to oxidative stress
Molecular function (GO): calcium ion binding; heme binding; peroxidase activity
Source: RefSeq, a predicted model, not a curated record
AAGUACAAAUGUGUUAGCGCAAAAUCCGCAAAUGAUCAAAAUUAUAAUGUCAAUUGAUUGUCGAUGAAUGACUGUGCAUGGCAGGUGCGCUGCGUGUCUCACGGAGUGCUGUACACGCACAAUGAGAACAUCUCUCUGGACUCCUCCCUGUCACACCUGCUGGUGGAGUGGGGCCAGUGGAUCGACCACGACCUGGUGCUCACGCCCCAGACGCACAGCAGCGCCGCCUUCAGGACCGGAGCAGACUGCAGCCGCACCUGCACCCGCGACUCACCCUGCUUCCCCAUACAGAUCCCGCUGUCCGACCCCCGUACGGGCACCCAGCGCUGCAUGCCCUUCUUCCGCUCGGCCCCCAGCUGUGUCGGCUCCUUACCCACGCGCCACCGCCGGGAGCAGCUCAACGCCAUCACCUCAUUCGUCGACGCCAGCAUGGUGUACGGCAGCUCCGACCAAUCGGCCAGCGAGCUGCGAAACCUGUCGUCCCGCCUCGGCCUGCUGGCCCUCAACCCCAGCCACUCGGACCAGGGGCUCGCCUUGAUGCCCUUCCUGCCCCGCAGGCAGCCGCACCUGGACCCGUGCGGCCCGAGGCCUGGGCAAAACGCCUCGGAGGCGGAGGAGGAGGAGGGGCCUGCAGAGCAGCAGGGCAACAUGACGUCCUGUUUCCAGGCAGCAUCAGGAGACACGAGGGCCAAUGAGCACCUGGGCAUGAUCGCGCUCCACACCCUGUUCCUGCGGGAGCAUAACCGGCUGGCAGAGCAGCUGCACCAGCUCAACCCUCACUGGAGCCCAGACACAAUAUACCAGGAGGCACGCAAGAUACUGGGGGCAGCACACCAGAUCCUGACGUGGGAUCACUACGUGCCGCGUGUGCUGGGCGAGGAGGUGGCGUCUAGACUGGUGCCCCCAUACCAAGGCUACGACCCGCAGGUGAAUCCCAGCAUUGCCAAUGUGUUUGCCACGGCUGCCUUCCGCUUCGCCCACGUGACGGUGCAGCCCGUGGUGACCCGUCUGGGUCCCGGGUACGAGCCGAGCCCCCGCCACCCCACACUGCCCCUCCACAACUCCCUCUUCGCCUCCUGGAGGGUCGUUCAGGAGGGUGGUAUAGACCCAGUGUUGCGCGGUCUGCUGCUGUCUCCUGCUAAGCUGCAGGUGUCGGACCAGAUGAUGGUGGAGGAGCUGACCGAGCGCCUCUUCCAGGCCCAGGGGGGGCUGCCCUUCGACCUGGGGGCCCUCAACCUGCAGCGGGGACGCGACCACGGCCUGCCUGGUUACGGGGCGUGGCGGCGGAUCUGUGGCCUAUCAGAGCCCUCCUCCGAGGCGGAGCUGGCGAGCAUCAUGGGUAACCCCACGCUGGCCCAGAAGCUGCUGGCGCUGUACGGUACGCCCCAGAACAUCGACGUGUGGGUGGGGGCCAUCGCCGAGCCCCUGCUGCCGGGGGGGCGCGUGGGAACCCUGCUGGCCUGCCUGCUCGCCAAGCAGUUCAGGGACCUCCGCGAUGGGGACAGGUUCUGGUGGCAGAGGGAAGGUGUGUUCAGCCCGGCCCAGAGGACGGCCCUGCGAGACGUGUCGCUCUCACGCAUCAUCUGUGACAACACGCACAUCCGCCUGGUGCCGCCCGACCCGUUUGUUCGCACACGCCGCACGGAGGACCUGCUCCCCUGCUCGCACCCUCACAUACCCUCCCUCAACCUCACCGCCUGGAGGGAGCCAGACACAGGUGAAGCACCCUCACAUACCCUCACUCAACCUCACCGCCUGGAGGGAGCCAGACACAGACACAGGUGCAGCACCCUCACAUACCCUCCCUCAACCUCACCGCCUGGAGGGAGCCAGACACAGGUGCAGCACCCUCACAUACCCUCCCUCAACCUCACCGCCUGGAGGGAGCCAGACACAGGUGCAGCUCGCACCUUCUCAUACCCUCCCUCAACCUCACCGCCUGGAGGGAGCCAGACACAGGUGCAGCACCCUCACAUACCCUCCCUCAACCUCACCGCCUGGAGGGAGCCAGACACAGACCCUAGGUGCGGCUCUAUCCCGCGUGUCCACCCCGGCUACUCUCUGCUGUGUGACGGCGCCGUAGUGUACCAGUGUCCGCUCGGCUUCGUCCUCAUCGGGCCCUCCCAGGUCAAGUGUGACCCGCACACCCAGCAGUGGAAACCAGCGCCCCCUACCUGUCAAGAUGUGGACGAGUGUGCAUUCACACCUUCAGUUUGUCCCCAGAGCGCACAAUGUCAUAACACACCUGGAUCUUUCACCUGCACAGAGCCUGGUGCGGCGCCUCUCUCCGCAGGGUCGGUGGCUGCGGCGGUGGUGGCGGUUCUGGGAGGGGCAGCCGUGAUGCUACUCAUACUCAUGUGCUACCGGAGGUGA